This is a messenger RNA of Hordeum vulgare subsp. vulgare (domesticated barley), 1596 nucleotides long. RefSeq names its product DNA repair protein RAD51 homolog 2. The coding region runs from base 102 to 1211 and encodes 369 amino acids. The transcript has 12 exons. Gene Ontology annotation, cellular component: replication fork; Rad51B-Rad51C-Rad51D-XRCC2 complex. Gene Ontology annotation, biological process: double-strand break repair via homologous recombination. Gene Ontology annotation, molecular function: ATP binding; ATP-dependent DNA damage sensor activity; single-stranded DNA binding. NCBI's taxonomy places the organism in Eukaryota, Viridiplantae, Streptophyta, Magnoliopsida, Poales, Poaceae. The record is from RefSeq and is a predicted model, not a curated record.
GGCAAAACUCAAAAAGAAACGAGAGCGCGGAAACAAAACAAAAAUAAAAUCUCCCGAUUCCCCUCCUCUCCCCGGCGGCCGGAGUUCUACCGGCGACCGAGAUGGCCAACAAGCUGGUCUCGGACAUGUGCCUGCCCCCCCACCUCGCCCACCUCCUCGCCGCGCGCCGCCUCACCACGGCGAAGGACGUGCUCUCGCUGCCGGAGGUGGAGCUCAUGUCCCUGCUCGACGCGGGCCUCGCCACCGCCCGCGACGCCGUGCGGCACGUCAGCGAGUUCGCCUGCCCUCCCUGCCAGACGGCGCUCGCGCUGCUGGAGGAGCGGGUGAGGCUGGGGGGCGGCGGCCGGCUGGCCACCACGCUCUGCGGGCUGGAUGAGGCGCUGGGCGGAGGUAUCCCCCUGGGCAAGCUCACCGAGGUCGUCGGGCCCUCCGGGAUCGGCAAGACGCAGUUUUGUCUGAAGCUUGCGCUGCUAGCAACCUUACCAGAAUGCUACGGGGGUCUAAAUGGUCGAGUUGUGUAUAUUGACACCGAAUCCAAGUUCUCUUCACGGAGGAUGAUAGAGAUAGGUCAGAAAAGCUUUCCUCAAAUAUUUAGGCAAGAAGGCUUGGCACAAAAGAUGGCUGGCAGGAUCCUAGUGAUGCGACCAACAUCAUUAUCUGAUUUCACAAAGAGUUUGGAACAGAUGAAGGUGACUCUCCUACAAAAUGAUGUGAAGUUACUCAUUGUUGAUAGCGUGGCUGCUUUCAUGUCAUCGGAGAACGAAAGAGGUACAACAGGUUUCACACAACACCCUCUAAGAUGGGCUCUUUCAUUUCUUAAGUCUAUAGCAGAGUUGACAAGAAUUCCAGUUGUAGUUUCAAACCAGGUCCGCAGCCAAAGUAAUGAUGAUGGUUAUCAUUACUCGUUUGAAGUAAAAAGGAUGGGUGAUGGUGUUGGCGCUGAAAGACUCGAAUCUCAUCUUGUUGCUGCUCUAGGAAUCCAGUGGGCUCAUGCUGUAACAAUCCGUCUAGUCUUUGAGUCUCACUCAGGUCAGAGGUUCAUCAAGGUGGCGAAAUCGCCCAUGUCUCCAGCAGUAGCAUUUCCUUUCAUUGUGGAAUCAUCAGGCAUUACAUUGCUAAACGAUGAUGGCAUUGAUGUGUCAGGUCCUGAGAUAACCUCGAUUCGCUGUCAAGGGCAAAAUUUGUUGGGUCUGUUAUCAUUUGAAAACUGAGGAUGAUCUCAUAUGGGUCGACAGGAGGUAGUCAGAAAGGAGCUUAAGUAUGCUAGUGGCAGUGUUUCUGCUCCUUCCACUUGUGAUGACAGAAAGCGGAGCAAGCAAUGUACUCCGCUGUACAUAGUAGACAACCACUGUUUUCCUUCGGGACCACAUGCCUGGUUUUAUAUUAAAAUUUUCUUCUUUGUUCAUGUUUUUGGAUGGGGAUUAGUUGCUAGAGAUACACUUCCUCCUUUCCGGUUUAUAGGGCUUAAUUCAAAAUUUUCAUGUUUUGAGACCCGCUCUAUUAAAGCGCUGAUGUAUUUUUGACCGCUGCGUUGUACUUCAUUCUCUGCCCGCUGUUUUGAACAAAAAAUUAAUUACAGAGCCUAGUUUUUGCUCC